UUGGCGGGUGCCACUGGCAAUGACUGGGCGCAACAGCUCGGCGAGGCACUGCUGGACGUUCACACGGAGUCCCCUGAUCGCGACUUCCUGCUGGGCUAUGAGAAAGGGCCAAUGCCCUACUCUACUGCACUUGCGCAUUUCCGGCGCUGUCUUGUUAAGUAUACAUCCUUGACUGUUGAGGACGCACGCAAAUUCACGCUCCACAGCCUGAAAACUACACUGCUGACCUGGGGCCUGCAGCUGCAAGUGGGAGUUGAGGAGCGGGCAGCCCAAGGACACCAUCGCUUGCGCAAUUCCUCUGGGUGCGUGGAAAAGUACCGCAGAGAUGAUGUCCUACCUGCACUUCGCUGCCAGCGGUCGGUGAUUAAGGCCGUGCGUGCAGGCUGGGUGCCGUGCACAGCGUUGGCCCGUGGGAUAGUGGCCGUGCCAGAAAAGGAUCCGGGCGCCUUGCUGGUGCAGCGGUGUGAGCCGGGUCAGAUGGAGUCUGACACAGAGACAGAAGAUGAAGAUGACGGCUCCGAUGCGUCGAGCAUGCUGGCCGCGGACUGUGAUGAACUGGAUACAGAUAGUGUGCAAAGCGAUGCUCUUUCCGCUGCCUCAGAUGCCGAGAAUGAAGUGCUGCUUGAGGCGGGCCCUUGGAUUUUGAACCUAGUAAGUGGCUGGUAUCAUCGCGCGGUGCGUCGCGAGCCCUCCACGCGUGCAGCAGCAUCUGAGGAAGCGCAGUACGGCAAGGCGUGUCGACCGGGCGGUGAGCUUGGGGAUCGCUACGAAGUCCGCGCAAAGGAUCCAGGCAUGGAGGGCUUUAGCCCGUGCCAUCAGAGCGCAUGGUUGGCUUUGGCUCCAGAGUGGGCGCUGGUGGUCUUGGGUUCGCUACUGACGGGGCCGCUCGCACUUUGGGUGCGUUGCGGUGGCCAGCUGAUGCUGGGUGCGCGCUUUGGGCGCCUGCUUGGUGCCCUCAAGUGGGAUGUCUAUUAUUUCGUGCUUCGCGUUGACUGCGUCUUCGUACGAUCUACCAUGGUGGACGCUGGCGUGUCUGACAAGAUGGCGGAUUUGGUGGUGAAGCUUGGUUACGACUCCGAGGAGCUGUUUUGUGGCGCAUUUGUGGAUCAAGCAGCGUUUGAGUCUUGGCUGGUGAAGCUGCGGAGCAAGGCGGGGGAUACCGAGUUGGAGCGUUUAGAUGACGAUGAGUGGGCCACACACCCUGUUGCAGCCAGACUGCGUGUCUUUUGGAAGAAAUGCCAAAAGCUUCCUCUGCUAGCACUUCAGCCACGGGGUCCAGACGGGGGUGCCUCGACUGCUUCACUUGCUUUGAUGCCAGUGCAAAGUGCCUCCCGAUUGACUCCCAGCGAUCGGGAAAGACUUCGGCGAAAACUCGAAGCAGACUACACCUCCGAGGGGGUGACUGCCGAGACGAUGCCGGCCCUAUGCUACCUGCAAGCCAUCCAUCAGCAGAAACAGGAUAAGCUCUGGGAGUGGUUGCCUUGGCGGCGCAUCUUGAGUGAGGAACAGCUCUUGGAGGUCAAGGCACGGCGCAGCCGCGCCACUCCCGACUCCCAAGCGGAUGAGUGGGACCUUGACUUGGUUGGGGCUGCCUUGCGGGUGCAGCACACUUUGGAGACCAGGGCGCAUGCCUUUGCUAUGGUAGAUGCCUGUCAUUUACACUCUUGGACUGUGUACGUCAAGAAGUUUAUGCACCUGUAUGCCAAGAAGCCGAUGGAGAACUUUCGCCCCCCCACUGUUCUGGAGGCAGAAGCUGCUGACCGCUCCGUAUUGGAGGAGGUGUUCCAGUUGUGCUUCUCGGGUCAUUCCUUGAGCGAUGCUUUAGCGCACGUGGUGGUAGACAGAGAUAUGUUGCGUCAUGUUUUGGUGGAGCGCCCUAAAGCCGGCAAGGUGGAAAAGGUACCGCUGCCCCCAUCACCAUUGCCGCCUCUUCCCCGCCGUCCAGGGCUUGGCAAUGGCAAGCGUCGCCCGUCCGAGGCGCCUCGAGCGCCGGGCAAGCGCUUGCGAAAUGGCGAGUGCUGGGAUUGGGUUGAUGGAAAGUGCUCCUCGAAGAUGUGUCGGUUCAAACACGACUGCGCCGUGUGCGGGGACAAGUCGCACCAUGCAGCGGUGAUGGUGGCGGCGUUUGGUCAGAUGCGGAUUGGAUGUCCCCGCGCAGUAGAUGUCCUUCGGCAGGACGUUGUGGCCUUUCUGAGAAGCAGAGGUUGGCAGUGCACUGCUCGCGUUGCGGAAGGCCAGCCUUUUACGCUUGGCAUCUGGGACGCAUUGCUUGGGUAUCUGCAGGAUUGCGAUGCCGACUUGCCAGACAUAUUACAAAAGGGGGUGCCUACAGGUAUCCUGUCGGAGAUCCCUGCUUCGGGAGUGUGGCAUCCCGUAGACCGGCCUGAGCGACCUUGCCUGGAAUUGUUGGUGCGUGAUGAGCCCUGGGCCUCUGCCACGGAUGAUUCAGACUGUCUUAUGCGUCUGGUCCAAGCCGACAUCGAUGCCGGGUUCGCAGAAUGGAGUUCGGAUCCGCGACUUGUUGGCGACAGUUCUGUCUCCAAUGCGAACCUGCUGUGCCGUAUUCUGGAGAAAGUCGAGCUGCCCUCACUCUUUGACGUGUCCGAGUUCCUGUCUCGGGCCUGGACGGCCUUCUCGUUGGAUGUGGCCAAGGCUCAUAAGCGGAUCAGGAUCGAUCCGGCCGAACGAGGGUUCUCAAUUUUUGUGGCAGUUGACAAGCAGGGCCGCAAGCACUGGUUCGUGGAUAACACGGCGCAUUUUGGGGCUUCCUGGGUGGGCUAUUGGUGGGCCCGUGCGGCUGGCGCUUUUGUGCGCUGCGCACAUGUUCUUCUUCAUGACAGUCAUUUUUUGGUUAUAUAUGUUGAUGACCUCUUGGCGUUGUUUCCUCGACAUCGAGCGCCGUUCUUGGCUUGUCUGUGCAUCAUGCUGGCGACGUCCAUGGGAGUUCCAAUCUCCUGGAGAAAGUUGCAGCUGGCAGACUCGCUGCGGUGGAUCGGCUGGGAUAUCUGCCUGGGGAGGCGGCCAGCGGCUACGCUACCUUUGGAUAAGCGUGCUGUGCUGCUAGCCGUGUUGCAGCCGCUGCGUUCACCUGGCGCCAGUGUCACUCGCCGAGACCUUCGCAAGCUUGUGGGCCGUCUUUGCUGGUUCACAGCGGGGCUCCGCUGGUUGCGGCCCUGGCUGGCUAUGUGGUUCCACGCGCUAGCAAAGCCCAAGUUGCGCCUGCAGUGCCUUGACCGUGAGCAGAUCGAGGAGGUGGCUGGCACGCUAGAUGACACCAUGCUUGUGUCCUGGCCGUGUGCCACAUCUGAUGUCCAGGCUGGCGUGUGCUUGAAGCAUCCAAUCGCCUCGGAUUCGGGGACGGUGGUGUUGAGCUCGGAUGAGGCCCGUGUAGCUUCGUUCUUCCUCGAUGUGGUGAAGGCCAAUGUGCCAGUCCAACUAGCCACUACUGCCGGAAUUUCGGGCGCGGCAGCAGCGGAUGCGUUCGCUGAGGGUGACCAGGCUGGAUUAGGCGGGUGGUGGAUUGAGCCGGGCGAGCACAUUCAUCCACGCAAUAUCCGUUAUUUUGCCAUAUCUCUUCGGCUGCGUGACCUGCCAGCAUGGUUCCUCAAGCCAUUGGAGAAGGGAGACCGCAACUUGCAGCCACUAAUUGCUGCGUUUGAAGCUCUGGCCCAGCUUGUCCUCUUGGAGUGUCGGUGCUUGUCUUUGCCCCGAACAGGCGACAUUGGCUGGCUGGCGAUGCGACAAGAAUGCGAUAAUAUGGGCGUCGUUGGGGCCUCUGCAAAAGGAAUGUCCCUCAAGGAGCCUCUCGCGUCCGUGCUGCAAUCGGCAGGGCUAUUUUGUGCUGAGCACGGCUUGGAUCUGCGUAUUACACAUGUCGCCGGAGUGCGGAAUAAGUGGGCGGACGCCUUGUCGCGUGGCUAUGCGGUCGACGCUGAAUUUUGGGACAUGCUGGAUGAGCGCCGCAGGGUGCGCCCCGAUUGGAGGCGGCUUUUGGAGCUGGGCCGAUGCCCGGUCAUGCCCCGUGGCUUGUGA
Symbiodinium natans is the source of this 4032-nucleotide messenger RNA. Lineage: Eukaryota; Dinophyceae; Suessiales; Symbiodiniaceae. The record is from the annotation of a GenBank genome assembly.